AUGCUUUUCACAACCACCCCACUACUACAUAGAGUCUUGACAGUAAACGCCAAUCGCAAAGACUCAUUUGUCGCGGGUGCAGUUAUUUACAUAGCUCUCUCACUACUUAUAAUUUACCACGUCACAACAGAUGAAUUAAUUGUUCAUGCUUCGUUCUUUGUUAGCAGCAUCACUAUCAUCGGCAUUCGGACUAUUCAGCUUCUCAAACAACGCACCGCUGAGAUACUUCUUUAUGGGCAGCCAAUCUAA
Molecule: messenger RNA, 249 nt
Organism: Penicillium expansum
Lineage: Eukaryota; Fungi; Ascomycota; Eurotiomycetes; Eurotiales; Aspergillaceae
Product: Ceramidase
Exons: 1
Coding region: 1-249 (82 amino acids)
Source: RefSeq, a predicted model, not a curated record